AUGUCUGGACCGAAGAGUCCUGACUGGCCAUGGCCUCCGCCUCUGCACACCGAGUUCGCAUCCGCUGCGAGCCUUCACGUGCAGGAGGUCACGACCCUUCAGCAGGAGCUCAGCUUCCUUGGCGAACUGUUGACCGAGCGACGGUGCUACAUCCGACAGGAGCAAGGAGCUUCCCAGACUGAACCAUCCUCUCUGAGACGAAGGGCGACGAGCGGGGCACGAGCGGCGGGGCAGGAGGCUGAUCAGUUCGUCUUGGAUCCACGCUUUCUCCUCUUUGAGUUCAUGCAGCACAUCGUCUUGCGCCCGCGCCAAGUGGAGAUGGUCGAUUGGUUUAUGCAGAGCUACAAAGAGGGCGAGUCAAGAGUUCAGCAGAUGAUCAUGGGUGCUGGCAAGACCACAGUGGUGGGCCCCUUACUGUCGACCAUGCUCAGUCAGCCAGAUGUCUUGGUGACGCAGGUCAUGCCUAGUCCCCUGUUGGAUCAAAGCCGGCAGAUUCUGCGGGCGUCCUUCUCCAAGCUCAUGCCCAAGCGCAUCGUGACCUUUCAGUUCGACCGGCAGGUGGACGAUUGCCCUGAGACCAUCAUGAAGAUCUACACAAAGCUUGAGGCUUGCCGUAGAGCUUGUGGCAUUGUGGUGAGUUCGCCCGAGUCGAUCAAGUCGAUGCUCCUGAAAUUCAUCGAACAGCUUCAUGCCUUGGCCAGCUAUGACUUCUCCACGCUGGCACCAGGCGCCUCGGUGCGCUCGGACCGCGAACUGGCACGGCAGCGGGACACCUUGGAGCGCCGCAGCGGCAUGGCGGAUGCCGUAGUACGGCUCAUCCAGCUCUGGAAGAUGCCCGGCAGGGUCAUCAUGGACGAGGUGGAUGUGUUGCUUCAUCCGCUGAAGAGCGAGUUGAACUUCCCCAUCGGCUUUCGUGAUCCGAUCGACUUGUCGGGCCACCGGUGGAACUUGCCGAUCCACCUCGUGGAAGGCAUCCUCUUUGCCGCGCAUGAGCAUCCGCUCGAGAGUUCUUUGCAGGGCUCCAUUGCGCAGGAGAUGGCAGCUGCUGGGAGCCUCAGAUGGAUGCUCUCAGCGGUCUGCUGA
Durusdinium trenchii is the source of this 1083-nucleotide messenger RNA. Lineage: Eukaryota; Dinophyceae; Suessiales; Symbiodiniaceae. The record is from the annotation of a GenBank genome assembly.